GCAUCCGCCACUGACCAGCAUGCUUUCCCGCCUCUCGUCGCUCCGCGCCCUCCGCACGGCCAUGCCCGUCCGCGCCUUCUCGUCGGACCUCUCGUCGCUCCUCGCGCGCGAGCUCGCGGAGGAGAAGGCCAACUGCUUUGUCGGCGAAGAGCUCGAGACGCUGCGCGAGAAGGUGCUCAAGCACUUCAAGAUCACCGACACGCCGGGCAACGUGGGCAUUACGCUCAAGAGCAAGACCGCCAACGAGAUCAUUGACAUCAACUUCAACGUGCAGGACGUUGCCGAGCCCGAGGCCGGCGAGUACGAGGACGAAGAAGAGGAGGCCGAGGGCGACUACGAGGGCGACGAGGAGGACGACGUCUUGCCGAGCAUCCGCUUCACGGCGCGCAUUGUCAAGAACAACGAAGCGCUCAUCUUUGACUGCGUCGCGAGCUCCAUCUUGACGAUCGACAGCGUCAUGCACCUCGAAGAGAACGCCGAUGAAGUCGACAACUCGGCGUACCAUGGCCCGCGCUUCAUCGACCUCGAGAACGACGUGCAGGAAGCCUUUGCCGACUACCUCAACGAACGCCACAUCAAUGACGACUUGGCCAACUUUAUCAUGGAGUACGCCGACCUCAAGGAGCAGAAGGAGUACGUCACGUUCUUGGAGAACGUCCAAAAGUUCACGGCCGAAUAAACCAUCUUAUCAAUUCAGUCUAUACUACUACUACGUCA
Messenger RNA from Saprolegnia parasitica CBS 223.65, 717 nucleotides. RefSeq lists its product as hypothetical. Gene Ontology annotation, cellular component: mitochondrial matrix. Lineage: Eukaryota; Oomycota; Saprolegniomycetes; Saprolegniales; Saprolegniaceae. The record is from RefSeq and is a predicted model, not a curated record. The transcript has a single exon. Bases 20 to 679 code for a protein of 219 amino acids.